This is a messenger RNA of Ciona intestinalis (vase tunicate), 546 nucleotides long. The record is from RefSeq and is a predicted model, not a curated record. Lineage: Eukaryota; Metazoa; Chordata; Ascidiacea; Phlebobranchia; Cionidae.
UUAGGUUGAUUGUGACAUCACAAUGUCAUCGUUGCUCAGUCGUGUGAAGCGCCAUCAUGAGGUUGCGUUUAAUUACAUGACGAGGGCGCUAGAGAUCGACGAGAAUGAAUCCAUCGUUGAUAAAAAGGAAGCUUUAAUGUUGUAUCUAUGUGGGGUGGGUGAAUUAGAGAAGGGGGUUAAUAUUCGGGGUGAGGGGGUUCCCGGAGAACGGGAGAAAAUUGAUCGACUUCAAACAAAAAUGUUGAAAAAUUUAACAAUGGCAAGAGAGCGAGUCAGCGUUUUAUCCAACAAGAAAGAUGAGUCAGCAAAAUCUACUCAAAGUUUGAAAGUAAAUUCAAGUAAAAGAAACCAUUCACCCACCACGAGGGGUAACUCUGGGUCAACGGCCAGGGUAACUCUGGGUCAACGCCCAGGGGUAACUCUGGGUCAACUCCCAGGGUAACUCUGGGUCAACUCCCAGGGGUAACUCUGGGUCAACUUCCAGGGGUAACUCUGGGUCAACACCCGGGGCAACUCUGGGUCAACAUCGGACAAACCAACCAAAAA